AUGGCACUUUCUCAGUCUCUAAGUGUAGCUACACAGGCGUUCAACUAUUUGGGUACCUACACAACCGUGGCUAUCCUCAUUGUCGUCUUUCUAUACGUUCUUCGACAACUUGCUUUACCCAAACCACUCCCUGGGAUCCCCUAUGACCAUGAAUCAGCCAAGAGUAUUCUCGGUGAUCUUCCGGGGUUUGCUGGUUCUCCCAACAAUAGAGAAUGGGCAAUGAAUCACGGCAUCAAGCUCAAGUCUCCCAUAUUUCAGGUCUUUGUCAAACCCUUCCAGAAACCAUUCGUCUUUGUUACCGACUUUUAUGAAAUGGUCGACAUUUCCAUGCGCCGGUUAAAAGAGUUUGACAGGAGUGAGGCGGCUAUCAGCAUGUUUGAGGGGAUUGUGCCAGAGCAGCAGAUUACGUUGCAGUCUCACGAUCCUCGGUUCAAGAGGAACAAGGAGCUUGUGCGAGAUUUGAUGAGUCCAACCUUCCUGCACAAGGUCUCUGCACCGCACAUUUAUGAUGCUGUUCUACGAUUGACAGAUCUCUGGGAGAAAAAGGCUGCGUUUUGCAACGGAAAAGUAUUUGAUGCCGGAGGCGAUAUCCACCAUGCAGCCCUGGACAUGAUUCUCAUAAUGUCGUUUGGGCUAGACCUCAAGAGAACUCAUCUUGUCAAGAAACUCAACCACCUCCAGCCCAAGGAUACUCCGUCCAAUAACAACAGGACCAAGAAUUCUAGGCUCGAAUUUGAAGAUGUUCCUCUGAACCCUGAGCUUAGUGCUCUAGCCUAUCUCUCCGACAGCACUCACAAUGCCCUCCGGUCACCAUUCCCUAAACUGUUUCACUUCUACAACCGCCACUUCUCUUCGGACAUGAAGAAGGCACAAGGUCUAGCUGACCAAAUGCGUCAUCGGGAAAUCGCAGCGAGCAUUCAGCGCCGAGACAAGGGACAGGCUGAAUGGUGUGCCCUUGAUCAUAUGAUUGCACGAGAGUCCGCAAUUGCAGAAAAGGAAGGACGGAAACCAAACUUUUACUCCCAAGCUAUGACAAGAUAUACUAACGCACUGCAACAGGUGCUGGGCUACCUCAUCGGCGGCCACGAAACAACCUCAUCCACCGUCCGCUGGAGCAUGAAAUAUCUCACCGACGACCAGAGAGCCCAAUCCAUCCUCCGCGACGGCCUCAAAGCCGCCUACCCAGCCGCCGUCUCUGAAAACCGCCCCCCGCAUCUAUCAGAAAUUCUCACCACCCACAUCCCCUACCUCGACGCCGUCAUCGAGGAAAACCUCCGCUGCAGCAAGGUGCUCCCCCUAACCACCCGCGACGCCAUGGUCGACACACAGGUCCUCGGCGUGCCCAUCCCCAAGGGCACAACCAUCGCCCUAAUCGGCAACGGACCGGGCCUGACAAUCCCCAGCACCAAGAUCCCCUUUGACGAGACCAAGUAUUCCCGAAGUGCCACGGCAAAGGGGUACAUGCAAAAGUAUGGACGCUUCGACGAUGUGGGUAUUGAGACGUACUACCCCGAGAGGUGGCUGAAGACGACGACGGACGAAAAGGGCGUUGAGACGGUGGAAUUUGAUGCGAAUGCUGGUCCGAUUUUUGCGUUUGGACUCGGCCCGAGGGGUUGCUUUGGAAGGAGGUUGGCGUAUUUGGAGAUGCGGAUCUUCUUUACGCUCGUGUUUUGGAAGUACAAGUUUGGUGAGCUUCCGACCGAGUUUGCGGCUCACGAUGAGGUGGUGAAUCUGACGAGGACGCCGGUUAAUGUGUUUGUUCGGUUGGAAAAGGCUUAG
Molecule: messenger RNA, 1779 nt
Organism: Pochonia chlamydosporia 170
Lineage: Eukaryota; Fungi; Ascomycota; Sordariomycetes; Hypocreales; Clavicipitaceae
Product: cytochrome P450
Exons: 3
Coding region: 1-1779 (592 amino acids)
Molecular function (GO): heme binding; monooxygenase activity; iron ion binding
Source: RefSeq, a predicted model, not a curated record